ACCACCACCACCACACGCACCUGCAUCACCAUGUCCGACCACACGCUCCCGCAGCUGCCCUACGCCUACGGCGCCCUCGAGCCCGCCAUCUCGGCGCAGAUCAUGGAGAUCCACCACUCCAAGCACCACCAGACCUACGUCACCAACCUCAACGCCGCCGAGAAGGCCUACGCCAGCGCCGCACAGGCCAACGACGUGCGCAAGCAGAUUGAGAUCCAGAGCGCCAUCAAGUUCAACGGCGGCGGCCACCUGAACCACUCGCUCUUCUGGAAGAACCUGGCCCCGGCCAAGGAGGGCGGCGGCGAGCUCAAGGAUGGCCCGCUGAAGCAGGCCAUCGAGCGUGACUUCGGCUCGCUCGACAAGCUGAAGGAGUCGUUCAACAAGCAGACGGCCGCCGUGCAGGGCUCCGGCUGGGGCUGGCUCGGCUACAGCGCCACGACGCAGAAGCUCGAGAUCGUCACCACGAAGGACCAGGACCCGCUGAUUACGCACACGCCGCUCAUCGGCGUUGACGUGUGGGAGCACGCCUACUACCUGCAAUACCAGAACCUGCGCCCCAAGUACCUCGAGGCCAUCUGGUCGGUCAUCAACUUCUCGGAGGCCGAGAAGCGCCUGACCGAGGCGCAGAAGAAGGCUCAGCUCUAAGCGUGUCCUCUGCAUGUCGCUCGCGCCGCCCGCUGGGCCGGCAUGAUCGUCUGUCGAAUGCAUGAAUGAAGCUUGCACGUCUCAUUGCUCGUCCAGCU
Tilletiopsis washingtonensis is the source of this 743-nucleotide messenger RNA. RefSeq names its product putative manganese superoxide dismutase precursor. Gene Ontology annotation, biological process: superoxide metabolic process. The coding region runs from base 31 to 645 and encodes 204 amino acids. Gene Ontology annotation, cellular component: mitochondrion. The record is from RefSeq and is a predicted model, not a curated record. The transcript has 6 exons. NCBI's taxonomy places the organism in Eukaryota, Fungi, Basidiomycota, Exobasidiomycetes, Entylomatales. Gene Ontology annotation, molecular function: superoxide dismutase activity; metal ion binding.